This is a messenger RNA of Phymastichus coffea, 2154 nucleotides long. RefSeq lists its product as uncharacterized. NCBI's taxonomy places the organism in Eukaryota, Metazoa, Arthropoda, Insecta, Hymenoptera, Eulophidae. The coding region runs from base 1 to 2154 and encodes 717 amino acids. The transcript has 7 exons. The record is from RefSeq and is a predicted model, not a curated record.
AUGACUCAUAAAACGCAAGUGAAUAUUCGAAUUCCAAAUAUUGAAAGCCUCUAUUGUAUAAAUUGUAAAAUAAACGAAGUAGAUAUACAGGAUCCUAUAGUGAAAUCUCUGUUUCAUUCACAAAUUUUAACGUGCAGAUUGAUAAUUUAUACAAUGCGAUGCUGCAUUGCUUCACCAUCAAUACAGAAUGUAGAUGAUUUAAUUCAUAUUGUCGUUAAUAAAUCUUUUUACGAUUCAGGAAAAUUUCAAGAGCAUUUAUCAAAAUUGCAAAUUUAUUACACUGAUCCUGAACCAGUACAUCCAAAAAUUUAUGAAGCUUGUUUAAAAUAUACAUUCACAUUUAGAUUAGCACCCCACUGGAAUUCUAUUGGCAAGUCUUAUUAUCUACAAGGUUUUAAUUUUUUAUCUCUUACAUCCAACAUCAAUGCUAUUGAAUGGAAUAUUUUAAUAAAAAAUAGCAAUGAUAUAAAACUUGAAUUGAUUCCAAUAAAAAUGAACUUAUUCCCUCUAACUCUUGACUCUUUAUCACUACCAUCAAAAACAGUGGAUGGUUUUACACUGAAUGCUAACAUCAAUACUAUUGACUUAACGUCUUUUGAAAAUUGUUGGGCAUAUGUUUUGCCCAAGCUGACAAAAGCAAGAAUUGUUUCAGUUUCCAAAAUUUUGCCAGAAAGCUGUCUAUUCAGAAAUUACAAUGAUCUUCGAAGACAUUGGAAAAAUAUGUAUUCAUAUCGUUUACCUAAAAAUGAACAAGGAUUACUAUUUUAUGAAGUUGUUUUUCCAUCUCAACCUACUAAGUAUUUUAUAUAUCCAGAAACAUGCAUUUUAUCUAGAAUGCCUCAGAUAUUGAUGUCAGACAAUAAAAAUGAAAUAGCUUCACAGUUUUUAAAAGACUUAUCUACUAAUGUACAUUCUGUAUGUGGAGAAGUUAUGCAAGUUUAUCAAUUAUAUCCUGAAUUAGAUAUAGAAUACUCUUGUGUAUUGAAAAAGAGAAGUCAAUUGAACGAAAAUCAAUACAGUCAGUUCCAACGAAGUUCUUUUGUUAAAACUCCAACAGAAUUACCAAUGAAUCUUCAAUCUAUAAAUGAAAAACUCAAUUUAUCUUCUUUAUUUGCUUUUAAAGAUAUGAACAGAAUGAAAUCAGAUUUGCAACAUCACUCUCAAAAAGUACUUUCAAUAAUGCAGAAUAACAAAAGAAAAAGGAAAGCAGCGAAACAAGAUGCAAAUGAGCAUCUAACACAAUCAAUGUUUAAUUUCAAAAAACGAAAGUACGGAAUAAACCAAAAAUUUAUGCCAAGUAUAUCAAAAGAAGAGCACGAAAAGACUGUUGUAAGCAAUAUAGAUGAUAUAAUUUCAUUUUAUGAUAUACCUUCUAUGUACUCAAAAAAUAAAGAAUUAGAACAAUCGAACCAAGAUCCAUCUUUCAAACAAAUCAUAGACAACUGUAAAUCUGCUGAUCCAAUACCACAAUCGUUUAGACCUAAGCCAGUAAUUAAAAAUAUACAAAACCUUUGUUAUUCUGUGAAUGAUACUGAUCUACCUAUAAAUUUUGACGAAUUGGAAAUUAAUAAGAACAAAACAGACAUAACAAAAAACAAUGUACUUGGUGAAGACUGUUACAAUAUAGCAUGUUCCACUCCAAAGUCAUUAAAUUUAGAGGAAGAAAAUGAUUUACCAGAAAAUUUAGUUUCUGAUCAACAUAAAAAAGAAAUACACAAAUCGCCGUCUUUUAAAAACAAAAGGGAUAGCAAAUCACAGACUACUAAACAUUCAAGAAAUUUGAAUGAUAAAAUACUUUCUGAAUUACUAUCGAAAGAAACUAAUAAAAAAACUAUAGAUUCUAUGGAAACACAAUCUUAUGAUCAAAAAAUACGACUGUUUUUAUCUUCUUUUGAUUUAGCCAAUAUACAAAAACAUGAUGAAAUAAAUUUAAAAAAACAAUUUAAUGAAGACUAUAAAAGGUCACCUCCAUUAUUAAAUGAAAAUAACAAAUCAUCAAAUGAGAAUUUAAUGGAAAAUACAGCAAAAGUGCUAGUUGAGAAGUCAGAGUUUUCAGAAAACCAUAGAUGUAAUUCAAAAUUUGACACAAGUUAUGAUAAGUUGUCUGGUAAGUUACCUUUUUUCACUUAUUUAAAAAAUAAGCGAGAUUAUUAA